GACGGACAGGCAUUCCUCUACUAUUUUUUCCCUUUUUAUUUCUUCUAUUAGCCUUUGAACUGAUUAUUCUUUUUAAUUUCUGCUUCUGAUUCGGCCUCACGUUUCCUCAUUUCCCCUUCCCCAGUCGCUGGAGUGGCAUGUCUAUUGGUUUGACGUCCAUGCCACUACCCCCAGAAAAGAAAAGGAUAAAGUCUCCGCCCAUGACUACAAGGCCUGGCGCACCCCCGCCAUCCUUGGCACCGCCGAUAGCGAACCCAUGCCUCACUUGCCUUGUCUCUCUUGUCUCUCUCUUGUCUCUCCUUGCUCGUCGUUCUGCCUUUUAUUUUCGUGCUCCUCCCACCAUCUCGUGCCCGUCAUUUCCCAUCCCUAUGGGAUGAGGAAUGGUGUGACUUUGACAACAUAAGAAACCAAGCUAAUCCGAUCUUGGCCGAGUAAAGCUCCCAACUUGCUGGUUACAUCUCAUACCAAAGGGAGCUUUUUAGGGGCAAUGCACGAAGAACACUUUUUGUUCUAUUGUCCCAUUGUAUCGUGGACUGGGAGGCUAAUUUUGUGGUUUGUCUCAAUUCAACGCAAGAAGUAACUUGGAGAUUUGCUUGAUUUAGCCUGGCAUACCCGUCCCGCUGCGGGUUCCCAAUCUGGCCGAUGGAGGGAAGUUUUCGUGUGCGUGUGUGGAUGAGCCAUGUACGUCUAAGGGUGUGUGUAAGUGCGUGCGUGUAAAUUUAAGUGUGUCAGAUUCGUUAGUGAAUUAGUGGUAGCCCCCCUCGUAGGUAGCUUAGUGGCACAAGUACCUUAGUUAAGG
This is a messenger RNA of Xylona heveae TC161, 799 nucleotides long. RefSeq lists its product as hypothetical. The transcript has a single exon. The record is from RefSeq and is a predicted model, not a curated record. NCBI's taxonomy places the organism in Eukaryota, Fungi, Ascomycota, Xylonomycetes, Xylonales, Xylonaceae. The coding region runs from base 138 to 377 and encodes 79 amino acids.